UUACGCGUUUCAGGCGGAGUUCAGAUCUUAAAACAUUUGGCCAACUUCUUCACCUCUCCACUUCACAUAUUUGGACUGUGAUACCUUUCCCCCGGGCUGCCCUGGAGGAGUAACAACUCAUGGAGUAUCUACAUUUUGCGGCAGGUUUACAUGUGUGGUAGUUUUCUGGGUUUAUUAACACACACUGGCUCUUGUCCCGCAGUGAAGCGCUCCCAGGACAGCACAGUUUUCUGGUUUGUAACUUUGUCUUUUUUUUUUUUUUUUCUCCCCCUCGUCGGAUUUUUUGGGGCUCACAUGCGAUGUCACGGACUAUUAAAAGAAGAAAGAAACGUGUGUGUGUUUAGUUGUGCGGCUACUCUGCGAAAGUGUUUUUUGACUUUAUUUUUUUUAAAACCAGUUGAGCAACUGGCGACAGGACUCUAUAAUCAAUGUGGUGUCAGCUGGAAGGACGCGGGGUCCGGAUCUCACCUAAACGCUGAUACGUCUUGGGAGUGAUGCACUGGCUUCCCCUGGUUGCCAUGGUGAUUGCCUCGGCCCUGCCCUUUCCUCACAACCCUGUGUCCAGGAUUGCUGCCGCGACGACAGAGCUCGGCUUCGACAAGCGCAGAGAGCACCGUCAUGAGCCGGCCGCUCGCCCCGCAGCUCCCGCGGAGCCCCUUACGGACUACAACUUCCAUGGAAACGCCUCACAAAUGGACUACAACAUGACCGCUGCUCUUAGCCAACAAACCAACACACAAAACCUCCAGAACCGUAAGGAUUAUGCAAAAUCCUCCGCAGAUGAAGAGACCUCCACGUUCAAAGUGGAGAAUCAAGGAACCUACCAGUCAAAUAGCAACUCAGGCAGCGACGACGAAAGCAGUGACAGUUUGGAUGUUUCCACAGAAGGAGGAACACUCAGGACCGAGGAUAUUUCUGAGGAUAAUUCUCUACCAAAGGACUACAAAGCUGACAGCAGCAGCCGACAAGAUUACUUGAGUUUUGCGGACUUUUCCAGGAAGGACAAUCAGGACUCUACGGAUCGACCGUUAGAGGUUUCUGCAGUGGAAACACAUAGUGCUGUCAGUCCUGCUGCUAAACUAAAGGCUCAGAGAGGACCAGAACCGACCGUUCCCUCGGUGCAGCGGAGAGAUGCAUCGACAGUUGGGACACCGGUGGCUGGAAGAAGCCUGACUGAGGAGGGCCUGACCCUGGAGGCAGGGCUGGGUCUAGGAACCGGGUUGGACAAUAUCCUCGAAGGAGACGAGAUGUUUCUGGACUUGCAUCCUCGAGUCCUGUUCUCGCCCUCUCCGUCGCCACCGGAACACCCCCCUCUCCUCCUCAUGUUGGAGACCGGCCUGCUGGAGGAGGACGGGAACGGAGAGGAGCAGGAGGACACGGACGGACACAUCGAGGGACACGGGGACCGGGCGAUCGACCGGAGCACGACUCUGAGUUGGGCAGACUCUUCUAGAGUUACUAGCGAAGCCACCCGUCCUCUUAAAAGGGAUAAACGCUCGCACUUGAUUGACAGGAGGAGAGGGGAAAAGUCAGUAUGCGAGUCUGAAAGCGUCUGGGUCACCGACAAGAAGAGCGCCAUCGACUCCCACGGUCAACAGGUCACCAUCUUGCAGGAAAUCCAGACCCAGACGGGACCGCUCAAACAGUACUUCUACGAGACUCGCUGCCGCCAGGCCGAGCAGCCCAGCAAUGCCGGCAGGUCGCAGGGGUCGAGGGGUGCCGCGGCGUCAGCGAAAUCCACGGGGAUGGGCGUAGCGGGGGCCGGCUGCUUGGGCGUGGAUAAAAAACAGUGGGUGAGCGAGUGCAAAGCCAAGCAGUCGUACGUCCGAGCGCUCACCAAAGACGUGAACAACAGAACCGGAUGGAGGUGGAUCCGCAUCGACUCGUCCUGCGUCUGCGUGCUGCUGUCCAGAGCGAAUCAGACAAUGGGGAGGGAGGUCUUGACGAGGCAAGGGAGAGGCUGAGAGAGAGAGAGAAAGAGAGGAGGAGGGGUGGGGGAGAUAGAGAGAGAUGACAAGAAGUAGAGAGUGACACAGAGCAGAGCAGCUGUGACAUCCUUCUGUGUGCACUUUCACUUGCUGGUGACAUUUCCUUUAAAAAAAAAUGAUGGCAGCCUUAAUCCACCAUUUUUUUUCUCUCUCUCUCUUCCUCCCUCCCUCCCUCCCUCCAUCACAACUUCAAAAAGACUUUUGAAAAACACACGAAGACCUCAAUACUAGAUCUUAGGGAAAAUUGUCAUAUAUAGAGAUUUUAAAAAAGUACUGUUUUUGUAUGAUUUUAUCUUUCAUAAUCUAAGUUAUUUUUGAUUAGUACGUAAGCAUGUGUAUGUCUUUGAUAUUAAUAUAUUCCUCUUUAUAUAUAUGUGUACAAUAUGACAGCAGUAUACCUUUAUGUAUGAAGCUAUGUAUAUCUGUGUGUAUUUAUAGAAGAAGUCUUCAUGGAGCGGUAGGUAGGUCUCUCCAGUGUCUGAUGAUAAUUCCAGCCUCCGCUCCGCUCGGGUUUGUGAGAGGAAGGAGCGCCACCUACUGAGGCUCCGUUUUACUGCUCCACACUGUUCCCAUAUGGAUUAACAAGGAUGUUGUAACAGUGCUUUUUAGAAACUGAGUCUGAUGGGGGGUGGGGAG
Molecule: messenger RNA, 2624 nt
Organism: Thunnus maccoyii (southern bluefin tuna)
Lineage: Eukaryota; Metazoa; Chordata; Actinopteri; Scombriformes; Scombridae
Exons: 2
Coding region: 495-1964 (489 amino acids)
Biological process (GO): nerve growth factor signaling pathway; negative regulation of neuron apoptotic process; neuron projection morphogenesis
Molecular function (GO): growth factor activity; nerve growth factor receptor binding
Source: RefSeq, a predicted model, not a curated record